Molecule: messenger RNA, 460 nt
Organism: Cylicocyclus nassatus
Lineage: Eukaryota; Metazoa; Nematoda; Chromadorea; Rhabditida; Strongylidae
Source: the annotation of a GenBank genome assembly
GUACCGGAUAUCCUAUUCUUAUAUUUAGCUGUGGUUGUAAUGUGCACAAGAUUUCUGCUUCAAGUCUGAUCUCGAACUUUCGAGUUGUUGUUUUUAAUAGUGUUGACACAAUUCAAAAGUGUAUUCGUUAUUCUGCACUUGCAUGAUGACGAUCGUAUUCUGUGGUAUCUCAUGUCAGUCAAGUUACAGCUGCAAGACCGAUCGGUUCUGACUGGCAAAUACUGUCAUUAUGUGGUCUCCUUUGUUUCGACUCGUAGUGUGGCCCUAUCGACGCCUCUUCAGACCCUCAUACAAACGAAGACCUUUAGCAUCUUCCGUCCUACGUUCGUAUAUUCGCAAAAGGAAACAUCCUAGCUGGACAUCGUACUUCGUGGAGUAUAGACAAGUGCAAGACGACCAAUAUUCUCAGAAACAUUUCAAUUUCAAUGUCGAUGGCGUGAAUUACCAUAUUCUCAGGUGA